GUGUGUUUGCUGUGCUUUUCCGGGAAUGGGGGCAGUUUUUCUCUAUAUAAAUGAAGUUUUAAAGAACAGGAAAGCAUUAGAGUGGCGAACAAGAACAGAUAGGCGCUUAGUAAGUGCGAAGCUGACGCCAUUGAAAAAUGCACAGAUGACGGGAUCCGACUAUAGUCAAAUCAUGACCAGAGAAAUCGUGAUUGUGUGCCAUCCCGUUUCCGUGUGCGUACCUGCGAACCACAAGGUAACCCUGCGAGUCCGCGCUGAGGGCACAGGAAUCCUAAACUACCAAUGGUUCUCUGAGGAUGAAAAUGCAGUACCUGGUGGCACUGAAUCAAACCUGACAAUUACAGCUACAAAAACUCAGCUUUUUGUGUGCAGAGUGAGUGAUCACUUCCAUAACUAUGUGUUCAGUGAAUGGGUGAAGGUGAAGGUGCUGGACAUUAACAAAUCAGGCUUACCUGUUGACUGGCAGGGUAAUCCCCACAUUGCCAUAAACCCUAAACCUCAAAGCAUUCAGCAAGGCUCAAAACUCACUCUACGCUGUGCUGCCUUUGGCAUCCCUGCCCCUCACUACCAGUGGUACAAAAAUGGAAGACCGUUGCCUGACAAGACAAGCGACACGCUACAGAUUGCCCAUGCGACCUCUGAACACGCAGGAUCGUACCUGUGCUCCGUCUCUAAUGUGCUGGAGGAAAGAUGGACCGAUGCAGUUGAUGUUAACAUUGUGCAACCGGAGCAACUUCCUCCUGCAGCGCUCACAGCUACUGAUAAAGUUGCCCUUCUUAUCGGCAAUCUAAACUAUUCCAACCACCCGGUCUUGAUGGCGCCCCUGAUGGACGUGCGUGAGCUGGCCAACCUGUUGCAGCAGCUCGACUUCAGGGUGGUUUCCUUGCUGGACCUCACCAUGGGGGAGAUGCGGUCUGCUAUAGACAAAUUCCUUCAGCUCCUUGACAGAGGAGUUUAUGGCCUUUUCUACUAUGCUGGUCACGGCUAUGAACAUGCUGGGAGGAACUACCUGGUAGCUGUUGAUGCACCACAACCGUACCGACCUGAAAACUGCAUCUGUGUGCAGAGAGUCAUGCACAAAAUGCAGGAAAGGCAGACUGCGCUGAGUGUAAUGCUGCUGGAUACCUGCAGAAAAUGGUACAACCAGAAUUGCAUACCUUCAGCCAUUAUGCCUCUUGGGCCCAGUGGGAACACAGUAUACGGUUAUGCCACAUGUGAGGAUGCUGAGGCAUUUGAGGUUCAAGAUGGUGGAAAGAGUACUGGAAUCUUCACCAAAUACUUGAACAAACACAUUUUGCAGUCUGAGAAAGUUACACAUGUCUUAGAAAAGGUAUCUGAGGAUCUGGGUAAAGACCCCCUGGUCACGGGAAAACAGGCAGUGGAGAUCAAACACACUCUGAAGGAACCUCGGUCUUUGGCAGAUCAGGUUCGAACCACCGGUCACACCAGAGAGCUGCACCUACGAGAUGUGUGUUGGAAACAAGCGAACGAACUUCCACGGAGGAAGCAACUGAUGUUUCUUUGCGGUGCAGAAGUGGAACUGAGCUUCUCUGCUUUAUUCUCAAACGUUCUGGUUGUUUUUGCUUCUGUGAAAACCACAGACAACCGUGCUCAGGACUGCACCGUCACACUAAGUAGCAUACCUUCAAUUGUAGAUAUAUUUUCCAAGCCUGGUGGAUCAGAGGAGAUGGAAUCACUACUUUUUAAUAAAUCUUAUAACCCAGACUGUUCUCUAAGACUUUGUUCCCUUCAGAAGCUAAAGGAGUCAUUGGUCAUCAAGGUGGAUCUGCACUAUACUAACAAGGACAGUAAGCUGCGGCACACAGAAACUCAGCAGGUCGAAAUAGGAAAGCCUCUGGUUGCAUCUUGUGAGCUGUACAGAGGCAAUCAUGCGGCAUCUGACAAAAGACAAAAAGCAACUUCAGUUCGAACUGUGGGGAACAUCUCAAACAGCAAAGCGCCAACAAAUCAGAGUUUGGCUUGUCGCCCGUUCACUAGAAAAGCAGUGUGUGCUCCAAACCCCGCCAUGUCUCGGAGCAACGAACCAGAGGAGAAUGAUGAAAAUGAGCUGCAAAACUUCUACUAUCCACCUUAAAUCUGUCUGCUUUGUUAAUACUGUUUCAAAAUAUGAUGUUUAUUAUUGUCAAUCAUGUGUUUUAUCUGUAAUUGUUUGUAACGAGUCGCUGAGUUACAUAGUUUUUUCAUGCAAUUUGACUGUGGUUCUCAACGAAAUACUUUAAACACAUUCGUACUGUACACUGAUCUUAUUUUAAGCUUUAUCAUACAUACUUUUUUAACUAGUGUUUAAUUUAUAAAACAAUUACUUUUUUCGUCAAUAAUUUAUGCACAAAGUUUUUCCUGCUUGUUUCGUUGCAUUGAUUGUCAGUUUUUGAAAGCAUUCCACCUUUGUUUGUGGCAAAUCUGUGACUUUUGUAAUAUAAGUUUUGUUCAUAUUGAGCUUUCUGAAUUAUAGCUUAAUAAAAGUUUGCUUAAAUCAUAAAGCUAGCAAAUUAGAUCAUAUAGUUUUUCACAUAAUGAUUGUAUUUUUGAGAGAAAUGCUGAACUGUCUGCAGAUACAAUAUAGAAAGUCUACAAGAUUGGGUUUGUGUCUUACUAUUACGGAAACAAGAAAAAAGUGAGUUCACAUAUUUUUAAAACAUUUUUGAGUAUAAUAUAUAUUUUAAAUAGAAUUGACUAAACCCGAAGUACUGUAAACCUUUUAACAUAUAAAGAUAAAAAACAA
Oryzias melastigma (Indian medaka) is the source of this 2743-nucleotide messenger RNA. RefSeq names its product MALT paracaspase 3 (gene malt3). NCBI's taxonomy places the organism in Eukaryota, Metazoa, Chordata, Actinopteri, Beloniformes, Adrianichthyidae. The record is from RefSeq and is a predicted model, not a curated record. The coding region runs from base 26 to 2095 and encodes 689 amino acids. Gene Ontology annotation, biological process: proteolysis. The transcript has 15 exons. Gene Ontology annotation, molecular function: cysteine-type endopeptidase activity.